AUGAGCAUCGGCAGUCGCAUCGGCAACGACAGCCUUACAAAGCAUGGCAUUCCAUCUGGCCAGGAUGCAAGUCGCUUGGAAGACCCCCGCGAGUUUGCGAACGACCCGAAUGAGCUCUGGAUGGACGACUUCUUUGGCGAAGAUGUGAUUCUCCACCAUACGGGGAGCUUUCUGACCAAGGCGAAGCUCGUUCGUCGUGCGGUCAUGUUCAUGGCGAUUCUGCGGCGCGUGAGUUCGCUCUACUUUCAGCUGCUCGCGAUACGAACGAUGGGCAAGUUCCCCAUAGACGAACAACAGGCGUGGUUACUACUGCGACUCUUGGGGACAAUGCCGUGGGGCUCCAUCCAAUUGCUCACUUGGCAGCCACAGUCUCACGCAUUGCGGGGGUGA
Molecule: messenger RNA, 390 nt
Organism: Aphanomyces astaci
Lineage: Eukaryota; Oomycota; Saprolegniomycetes; Saprolegniales; Verrucalvaceae
Exons: 6
Coding region: 1-390 (129 amino acids)
Source: RefSeq, a predicted model, not a curated record